UUUUGUGUGGGGGGAAAAACAAGCCUGUAUUAACAUUUACCCGCCGUUGGAGGGCGCUCGAGCCCGCAAACACCUGUAAUGACAAGUUACAUUAGCGGGCACAUUCAGUCCAGUUUGUAUUAAACUCGCUCAAGCUUAAAGCUUAAACGAUUAAACCUCUUGCUCUGACGUUUUUUUUUGGUUUUGUUUUCUUACGAAAAUGUUACAUACGGUAUUUAAAUUGUACUGAGGCAAAACUGUGAGCUGUAAGCUCGAAGAGCCGCCGGGUGUGGGGCUGAAACUAAAUUGCAAGGAAGUAACUUUUCAGCGCUCCCCUGACGACAAGCACCAGAGGAGGACGUCACACGAAUCCUUCAAACUUCUUCGAUUUACUUCCCAUUUCUUUUAAAAAGGGAACGUUGGCGCCAUCGAACUGCUCCCAAGUUGGGUCUUCGUCAUUUAAAAGUGGAUUUGAAUGUUUUUUUCCGCCUUCCUCCACUGGUAAACGCAGGUGAAGAUCGUUGCAUUUUUCCCCACCUGACGUCGUGUCAUUGGGCUUUAUUUAUUUUUUUUACAAGCAGUUUAACAAACGACUCCUCAACAGAAGAAGUGCUUUCUCAAGAUGAGAUUAGUGUUUUCUCUUAAAGUAUGAGUACUUCCGAUGGAGAGGCUCGUGUUGUGCAGAUCUACCAGAGACUGUCCCAGGAUGGGGCCACUCACUGCACACUGCGGGUGGGCGCUGGAGACACGGCCGCAGCGGUGGUCUCCAACGCCGUGGUCACUCUGGGACUAGAUGCCGGCCGGCGGUAUAGCCUGCUGGAGGUGAGGGCCCGGAAUGAUGAGGAACGCCGGCUGCAUUUCGAUGAGUUCCCCCUGGAGAGGGUCCUGUUGUGGCCCCCAGAGGCCCAAAAGUGGCACCCGCAGAGCUUUGGGUACUAUUUCACUCUGGAGGAGGCCUCUAAGAUGCCCGCAGAGGAGUACGACGACCUUUGCAGCCUCCCCACAGUGACUGAGGAUGCCAUCGUGGAGGCUUUACGCCGGCGUUUCUUCAAGCACAAAAUUUACACCUAUGCUAGCAACAUCUUGGUCGCACUUAACCCCAACAAGUUCCUGCCAGCGUAUUACAACCCAAAGUAUGUCAAGUUGUAUGAGAACCAGCCGCUCGGCAAGCUCAGCCCGCACAUAUUUGCCAUGGCCGACCUGGCUUACCGGGCCAUGCUAAACUGCAAGGUGGACCAGUGCUUGGUGAUGUCCGGUGAGAGUGGCUCGGGCAAGACCGAGAGUAGCAGCUAUCUGGUCCACUGCCUGACGGCACUCAGCCAGCAGACGUAUUGCAGUGGCAUGGAGCGUGCCAUCCUUGGGGCCAGCCCUGUGCUGCAGGCUUUUGGCAAUGCAAAGACUGUCGCAAACAACAACUCCAGUCGCUUCGGGAAGUUCGUCCAGCUCAACUACCUGGAGAGUGGCGUCAUCCGAGGGGGAGUUAUCAAGAAGUACUUACUUGAAAAGUGCCGGCUGGUUCACAGAGAUAAACGGGAGAGGAACUUCCACGUCUUCUAUUACCUGCUGGCGGGAGCGUCUCAAGAUGAGCGGGAGGAGUUUGGUCUGUUGGCUCCUCAAGAUUAUCUCUACCUCAAGCAGGAAGACCUCCGCUUGGAUGAUAGCCAGAACCUCACGCAGGAGUACAAGAGGCUGCAUCAAGCCAUGGAGAUGGUCGGGUUCCUGCCCUCCACUAAGAAACACAUAUUCGCCACACUCUCGGCCAUCUUGCUUUUGGGCAACGUGACCUUCACUCUGUCGGAGUAUAACGAAGCUUUGGAGGUGGGGCCGGCUGGCAUUUUGUCCACCUUGUCAGACCUCCUCAAGGUUAAAAAGCAGCUGCUGGUAAAGACUUUAACUGAGAGGAGAAUUUUGCAUGGCGAUGACAGGGUGUUUUCACACUACACUCUACCGGAGGCCCUGGCGACACGGGACUCCAUGGCAAAGUAUUUGUACGGCUCUCUGUUUGACUGGAUCGUCCUUCACAUCAACCAUGCUAUGCUCAACAAGCGGGAGAUGGAGGAGUCCAUUUCUUGCUUGUCCAUCGGGGUGCUGGAUCUGUUUGGCCUGGAAAACCUACACACAAACAGUUUUGAGCAGCUGUGCAUCAACUACAGCAACGAGAAGCUCCAAUGUUACAUAAACCGGCAAAUCUUCACAAUUCAGCAAGAAGAUUAUGAGGCCGAGGGCAUCAGUUGGCAAGCCUUUGAGUACAGUGACAACAGCGAGUGUAUUCAUCUUAUCUGUGGAGGCCUCUUCAACGUGUUGGACCAGGAGAGCAACCUGGCUCAAGCGACAGAUGAAGCGCUGUUGGACAAGUUAACGCUGCAGCUCAAGGACAACCCUCUCUUCGCAGCCUCCGUUGAUCGCCAUUCGUCAUUUGUUAUUCGGCACUAUGCUGCCAGUGUUUCAUAUUGCAUCAAGGGCUUCUUAGAGAAAAACACAGAUCGUGCGAAGCCUGAAGUCGUAUCUCUUCUCCGUGGCAGCGAGCGGGCAUUCCUACAUCACUUGGUGGCGUCCAGCCCCGAGGCCGUGUUCCGUUGGGCCAUCCUCCGAGCCGUCUUCCGCAUCCUGGCGGUAUUCAAGAGCUUGAGACGCAAGCACGCGGAGAAAAUGGCCGCCAGACAGUCCUCCCGAAAAUCCCUCAAAGACAUGAAACACAGCAGCGGCCGCUUGGACAGACUUUCCAGUAACAGCGCUACGCUGGACUUCUCCUUCGAUCGCUCUGACGAACAUCCCCUUGACGUCUUUGAGGACAUCUUUACCAACUUUGAAAAAAGGAAGAAAACGAGAGCCGGUCGACGGAAGCAACUUAUUCCAAAGAAUCUUAUGAAUUUACGCUCACUCCAGCAAGUUGUGGGUCUCGUGGCGCACAAUCACAAUCGUAAACUCGCCCGUCGGCCUGCGACUGCGACCGUUUGCGCUCAGUUUCAGGCAUCACUCACAAAGCUGAUGGACACAGUGGGAAAAGCCAGCCCUUUCUUUAUUUUCUGCUUGCGCUCCAAUGCGGAAAAGAAAGAAUUUCACUUGGACGAUGAGCUUGUGCGCCAGCAAAUCCGCUACACAGGCCUCUCGGAGAUGAUUCAAGUCCAGAAAUCUGGCUACAAUGCCAAAUACACUUUUAAGGAAUUUGUUGAAAAAUUCCGAAUGUUACUUCCAAAAGAGGCCACCGGGUCCCCGGAACACAUCACAAAGCUCCUCAUCAGCAUGGACUUGGAUCGGAGCACGUACCAAAUAGGAAAAACCAAAGUGUUCCUUAAAGAAAAGGAGAGGCAGCUGCUGCAGGACACCCUGAACAAGGAAGUGAGGCGUCACAUCGUCGUCCUGCAACGCUGGUUCCGCGCAUGUCUGAUAAGGAUGCAUUUCCUGCAGAAGAGAGAUGCCUCACUCAUCAUACAGAGGAAUUGGCGUGAGUUUCACGAGAACCGAAGUAAAGCUGCCUCAGUGAUCCAGACGGCGUGGCGGACUUCACUCAAGAGGUCGCAGAAAGAGCACAAAACAAGCGGUGAAGAGAAUUCAACAGAAGGUCCAACCGCCAGAACUAACCGAUCAAGAAAAGGACUACGUCGGCAGCAAAAAGUGGAGGUGAGCCCUAACAGAAGUGAGCAGGCUGACACUGUCGCGGGUCAGUCCACUGCGAGCAGGGAGAGACGAGAGGCUCACGGUUCUGCGCCACCCCUCAACCGGCCCCUGUCCCUGCCUUUGGACCCCAGAGUGGGUCGCGAUGGCACGACUGGUACCGCUGACUCCCCUAAGAGCAGCUCCCUCCAGCGCUACAAAGACGCAGGCGACUUUAAGGAGAAGGCCGAGAGGUGGCGGGAGAGAAUGAGCGACGAAUCCAGUCCGGAGGUGAACAGGCGGCAAGGCAAAUGCAGAGACGACUUCCGUGUCAAGGGGAAGUCCAUGUCCGCUGAUGAACUGUCCAGGAUCAGCUCAUCUGGCUCCGACAGCUCGCCAUCCGCUUGCGAGGUCAGGGUGCGCUUGCGCAAAACUCCCAAGCGCAAGCGCCGCUUAGCCUACGCUCGCAGCGGCUUGAUGAUUAACUUUGCCGGCUCCAAGGAGAGCGAGUACUGGAGCUUUCCACUCCCCCCCUUCAGCCCACGCACGUCCACCCUGAGGACUUCAGCCAGUAGUGUGGAUGUCCGUGCCCUCAAAUCUCAGGUCAAGAUGCCCACAGAGACAGACGGGUCCAGGUACAGUCUUCCUGCCAGGAGCCCCAAUGAGGACUCGGGAUUACAGCGAACCAACCAAUCGCAACUCACCACACCUGAGAAAAUUUGGUUUCUUAGUAGAUUCCUGCGCAAGCGGGCGCCUAAGGUGUCCGCCAACAACGACACUCCCUCGGAAGAUAAAGCUGUGACCUUGCCCAGCUACAAGCCCCACUCCUACAAGAUGACCGAGCAGAACUCCGGGCGUUUGGUUCGCAACCCAACCAUUAAAAUCAGCCGGGCCACACGGGCCCUGCGGUGGAACGUCUCACUGGACCGUGAGAUCCAAGACCCCAAAGAGCUGCGCAACCUGGACGAAUUUCUCGGCAACCAAGUGAAUGACUUGCGAACACGAAUCAAAGAGCUGUCACCAACAGAGAGCAUCUUUCUCACGGCCACCAUGCAGUUCCGAGAGACCAUUAAAGGCAUGUUCUCUCUGAAGAAGCCACAGAUCGGCUACAAAGAUCUAAUGAAAGGCUACCAAAACAAAGUCAGCUCUCUUGCCGGCUCGAAGAAUAAGAGCGAGGUGUCGCUCGUGGUCAACUUGUUUCAGUCCAUGCUGGAUGGCUUCAUAAGGGGCGAGAUCAAGAGGAUGGACUCGGAGCCGGUCAAGGCUGCCAAGACGACAAAGAAGAGAAGGAAAAAGGACAAAUGUCCUGAUGGUCCACUUGAUCACCGCUUCAGCACCUACCAAGUGAACAUCAUGCAGUCAUGUGACCUGUGCGGCUCCUACAUCUGGGGAAUGGAGAAAGCUUAUAUGUGCAGCGCCUGCAAGUUAAUAUGUCACAAGAAAUGCUUGACCAAAAUCAUCACUGACUGCUCAACACGCUGUGCCCGGCAGGAUGAUGGCGUACCAGGUGGCCUUCACUUCGGGGUCCACGUUUGCGUCCUGACCAGCAAGGCCAACCCCGUGCCCAAGGUGGUGGAGCUGCUGCUGAUGCACGUGGAGAUGAACGGCCUCUACACCGAGGGCAUCUAUCGCAAGUCGGGCUCCGCGUGCCGUGCCCGGGAACUCCAUCAAAUCAUGGAGAUGAAUCCCGAGGCGGCCAAUCUGGAGAACUACCCCAUCCACACCAUCACGGGCCUGGUGAAACGUUGGCUCAGAGAGCUUCCUGACCCACUCAUGACUUUCUCUCUCUACGGUGACUUCCUGCAUGCUGUGGAGUUUCCAGAGAGGGCUGAGAGAAUACGGGCAGUGUACCAAAAGGUGGAUGAACUUCCCCUCGCCAAUUACAACACGUUGGAGCGGCUCAUCUUCCACCUUGUCCGGGUAGCCAAUGAGGAAAAUUACAACAAGAUGACGCCGAGCUCCCUCGCCAUCGUCUUCGCCCCAUGCAUCCUGCGCUCCCCCAAUUCCGACGACCCCUUCCUCGGCAUGAGGGAUGUGGCCAAGACCACCACGUGCGUGGAAAUCCUCAUCUCGGAGCAGUUCAGGCGCUACAAGGAGAAGCUGCAGAACAUCCAGGAGCUGGAGUAUGCCGAGGCUUUGGCUGUCAAUCAACUCAAACUGAAGAGACAAAACACGAUUGUGGAAAAACCAUCUGAACUGGAAAUUCCCGACCAAACUGAUUCAGAUGAGCGGACUCUCAUUGAAAGAAUCAAGUCCAUCAAGCAGGAAAAGUUGGACCUGGCCUGCAGGUUACCCGAUCUGGAGAAGGAGAACUCGGACAAUGAGAUCCUGGACUCGUCGUCGUCCAUGAGCACGGAGAGUCUGGACGAACGCCUCGGCAGUCUGGACUCGGAGGCAAAGGCAAGCAUGCCGCCGGCAGUGGACUCAACGGGCCAAGUCAGACACGUGCCAGAGGACGUCAUCAAGCCCGAGUGCUUCGCCGCGUCCAACUCUCCCACCGUGGAUGACAAACAAGCGUUGAGCGGGAGCUUUGACAACCUGGAAAUUCCUUAUAUUGAUGAAGAGGAGAGGGAGGAGGAAGACGCGACAGCCAGUUAACACCACCCUUGUUGUGGUGUGCACUUUUGUCUGCCAGUGCUGCUAUGGAAACACUGAUAAACAAUACAACGUUUGUCGUCACAAUAUUUCACUUUUAAGGUAGCAAACCUAUGUCCCGGUGUCCAUAUGCAACACCGCCAGAGCAUCUGAUGCAAUCCGCCAUGCCGUUCUGAAAAGACACAAACAUUUGAUCCACAAAUUAAUAAACAUUUGCAUGUAUUGUUUUUCAUCAAUUUUAGCAUGCCCGUCAGACAACAUCAACUCCCGUUUGAGACCGACCCGAUCUAUUGUCAUCUUAGUUUUGUCAAGGUACUAAAUAUGGAUUACAUCCCCAAGGAUGAUAUAUGGA
Molecule: messenger RNA, 6520 nt
Organism: Hippocampus zosterae (dwarf seahorse)
Lineage: Eukaryota; Metazoa; Chordata; Actinopteri; Syngnathiformes; Syngnathidae
Gene: myo9b
Product: myosin IXb
Exons: 41
Coding region: 628-6171 (1847 amino acids)
Biological process (GO): intracellular signal transduction
Cellular component (GO): myosin complex
Molecular function (GO): microfilament motor activity; ATP binding; GTPase activator activity
Source: RefSeq, a predicted model, not a curated record